CGGCACGCUAGCGGCUGAGCCGGAGGCGGGGGUGGGGAGGAGGGCGGCCCAGGCUGCGUGCGCGCGUGCAAGGCUGGAGCAUGAGCCGGACUUGACCGCGAGGCGGAGGCAAAAGCCACCGCCCCCUCUUCCCCUCUCUUGAGUGAGGCGGCGAGGCGGCCAGAGAGGGAUGGGGGGCGCCCGCCCAGUCUGAGCCUCGUCGCGGGUGCCUCCGUCUCACGCAGCGUUCCUCGCGGGCCUCUAGUGCGCACCCUCGGCCCCAGCAGCCUCUGCCCGGCGCACUCCGGCCGGCGAGGAGGGGGCACCCGCCUGGGUGGGUGGGGCGGGAGGGUACCUGAGGUCACCUGCUCGGCGCGAGAGGCUGAGGCGGCCACGGCUUUGGCAGAACUGCAGAGCUUCGGGGUCCACCUGACCCUUAUCCUCAGCCCGGGAAGUAACCAUAACUUCCUUUCAUAUUCACUUCAUGUCAGUAAACCUUUAUUGAAUGCCUACUAUGUGUGCCAGGCACUGUUAGAUUCUGGGACUACAAGUUUAAAAUGUGAAACAUGUUGCAGAAACAUUUAAGAAGUGGCUGAAGGGGGAAGGAAAAAAGUGCCACUACCUAUCAAAAAAAAAAAACAAAAGAAAACAUGGGAAAUACAACCACCAAAUUCCGUAAAGCACUUAUCAAUGGUGAUGAAAACCUGGCCUGCCAAAUAUAUGAAAACAACCCUCAGCUAAAAGAAUCCCUUGAUCCAAAUAUAUCUUAUGGAGAGCCCUACCAGCACAAUACUCCGUUACACUAUGCUGCUAGACAUGGAAUGAAUAGAAUACUAGGGACUUUUCUUUUUGGUAGAGAUGGAAAUCCAAAUAAACGGAAUGUGCACAAUGAAACAUCUAUGCAUUUGUUGUGUAUGGGACCUCAAAUUAUGAUAUCUGAAGGAGCCCUUCAUCCUCGCUUAGCACGCCCGGCAGAAGAUGAUUUCAGAAGAGCAGAUUGUCUGCAGAUGAUCUUAAGAUGGAAAGGAGCAAAACUUGACCAAGGCGAAUAUGAGAGAGCAGCUAUUGAUGCUGUUGAUAACAAAAAAAACACACCCCUACACUAUGCUGCUGCCUCAGGGAUGAAAACCUGUGUAGAGCUUUUAGUAAAACACGGAGGAGACUUGUUUGCUGAGAAUGAGAAUAAAGAUACUCCUUGUGAUUGUGCUGAAAAGCAGCACCACAAAGAUUUGGCCCUCAAUCUGGAAUCACAAAUGGUAUUCUCACGAGAUCCUGAAGCUGAAGAAAUAGAAGCUGAAUAUGCUGCGUUAGACAAACGAGAGCCAUAUGAAGGAUUAAGGCCUCAAGAUCUUCGUAGAUUGAAAGAUAUGCUUAUUGUGGAAACUGCAGACAUGCUUCAGGCUCCACUGUUUACUGCUGAAGCUUUACUUCGAGCUCAUGACUGGGACAGGGAGAAAUUACUUGAGGCUUGGAUGUCCAAUCCAGAGAACUGCUGCCAACGAUCAGGUGUUCAAAUGCCAACUCCACCACCGAGUGGGUAUAAUGCCUGGGAUACGCUCCCUUCUCCAAGAACUCCAAGGACUACACGUUCUUCUGUCACCUCUCCAGAUGAAAUAAGUUUAUCUCCUGGGGAUUUGGACACCAGUUUGUGUGACAUUUGUAUGUGCAGUAUUUCUGUAUUUGAAGACCCAGUGGAUAUGCCCUGUGGACAUGACUUUUGUAGAGGAUGUUGGGAGUCAUUUUUGAAUCUGAAAAUUCAAGAAGGUGAAGCUCACAACAUUUUCUGCCCUGCAUAUGAUUGCUUCCAACUUGUGCCUGUGGAUAUCAUAGAAAGUGUAGUUUCUAAGGAGAUGGACAAACGAUACCUACAGUUUGAUAUUAAGGCCUUUGUUGAAAAUAAUCCUGCCAUUAAAUGGUGUCCUACUCCAGGCUGUGAAAGAGCAGUCAGACUUACAAAACAAGGGUCAAAUACAUCUGGGUCUGAUACACUCAGCUUUCCCUUGCUCAGAGCUCCUGCUGUGGACUGUGGAAAAGGACACCUCUUCUGCUGGGAGUGCCUUGGUGAAGCACAUGAGCCUUGUGACUGCCAAACAUGGAAGAAUUGGCUACAAAAAAUAACUGAAAUGAAACCAGAAGAACUUGUAGGAGUUAGUGAAGCUUAUGAGGAUGCUGCCAAUUGUCUCUGGUUGUUAACGAACUCCAAGCCUUGUGCUAACUGUAAGUCUCCGAUACAGAAGAAUGAGGGAUGCAAUCACAUGCAGUGUGCCAAGUGCAAGUAUGACUUUUGCUGGAUUUGCCUAGAAGAAUGGAAAAAACAUAGUUCUUCCACAGGAGGUUAUUACAGAUGUACUCGCUAUGAAGUCAUUCAACAUGUGGAGGAGCAAUCCAAGGAAAUGACUGUGGAGGCUGAGAAAAAACACAAACGAUUUCAGGAACUUGACAGAUUUAUGCACUAUUAUACAAGAUUUAAAAACCAUGAGCAUAGCUAUCAGUUAGAACAACGCCUUCUUAAAACAGCCAAAGAAAAGAUGGAGCAAUUGAGUAGAGCUCUCAAAGAAACUGAAGGAGGCUGUCCAGAUACCACUUUCAUUGAAGAUGCAGUUCAUGUGCUCUUAAAAACUCGACGCAUUCUCAAGUGUUCUUAUCCAUAUGGAUUUUUCUUAGAACCUAAAAGCACAAAGAAAGAAAUUUUUGAACUCAUGCAAACAGACCUAGAAAUGGUCACUGAAGACCUUGCCCAAAAAGUCAAUAGGCCUUACCUUCGUACACCCCGCCACAAGAUCAUCAAGGCAGCAUGCCUUGUACAGCAGAAGAGACAAGAAUUCCUGGCAUCUGUGGCUCGGGGAGUUGCUCCUGCAGACUCACCAGAAGCUCCAAGGCGCAGCUUUGCUGGUGGAACAUGGGAUUGGGAAUAUUUAGGAUUUGCAUCACCUGAGGAAUAUGCUGAAUUUCAGUAUCGGAGGAGGCACAGACAACAACGCCGUCGAGGAGAUGUGCACAGUCUGCUCAGUAACCCUCCAGACCCUGAUGAGCCGAGUGAAAGCACUUUAGGUAAGCUCUUAAGUUGGCUCGGUUUUAGUCUUUUUAGUUCUCUUGAAUUUAUUCUUAAAACUGGCAAAUUUAAAUGUUUGUGAAAUAGUUUGUAGUGUAGAUAUAUAAUCAAUAUGCAGAUGCUUUGAAUGUCACAGGAUACAUAAAACCAGAGAGGUUAAGAACAUGGGCGGUGGAGUGGCAUCUGGGUGGCUCAGUUGGUUAAGCAUCCGACUUUGGCUCAGAUCAUGAUCUUACAACUCGUGGGUUUGUGCACCGCAUUGGGCUCUGUGCUGACAGCUCAGAGCCUGGAGCCUGUUUCAGAUUCUGUGUCUCCCUGUCUCUUUGCCCCUCUCCCACUUGCACUUGCUCGCUCACUGUCUCUUUCAAAAAUAAAUAAACAUUAAAAAAAAAAAAAGAACACGGGCUGUGGAGUCAGCUGGAACCUGCAUUCAUGACCCCAUCUCUAUGUAUCAGUGUAAGACUUCAGUCAGGUUGACUUAACUUCUCUAAGAUUUAGUCCCCUCAUUUUAAGAAGCAAUAAAAACAGUGCCACAUUGUGGGCUCAUUGUGAGCAUUAAAUGAGAUAAUGUGUAUAAAACCCUUAAUU
Panthera uncia (snow leopard) is the source of this 3619-nucleotide messenger RNA. RefSeq names its product ankyrin repeat and IBR domain containing 1 (gene ANKIB1). Gene Ontology annotation, cellular component: cytoplasm; ubiquitin ligase complex. The transcript has 19 exons. Lineage: Eukaryota; Metazoa; Chordata; Mammalia; Carnivora; Felidae. The record is from RefSeq and is a predicted model, not a curated record. Gene Ontology annotation, biological process: protein polyubiquitination; ubiquitin-dependent protein catabolic process; positive regulation of proteasomal ubiquitin-dependent protein catabolic process. The coding region runs from base 630 to 3113 and encodes 827 amino acids. Gene Ontology annotation, molecular function: zinc ion binding; ubiquitin conjugating enzyme binding; ubiquitin protein ligase activity.